Dibothriocephalus latus is the source of this 600-nucleotide messenger RNA. The record is from the annotation of a GenBank genome assembly. NCBI's taxonomy places the organism in Eukaryota, Metazoa, Platyhelminthes, Cestoda, Diphyllobothriidea, Diphyllobothriidae.
AUGAGUUCCAUUGUGGAUUGGUUGUUCGGGUCGGUCUCAAAGGUUUUAAAUUACCUCGGCCUGUACCAAAAACACGGAAAACUUGUAUUCUUGGGGCUUGACAAUGCCGGAAAGACUACGCUAUUACAUCGACUCAAAGAUGACAAAAUGGCUCAACCUGUGCCCACUUACCACCCGACUUCAGAGGAACUUUGCAUUGCCGGAAUGAGAUUUACGACUUACGACCUGGGUGGCCAUUUGCAAGCCAGGCGAGUAUGGCACAAUUACAUUCCUGCUGUUGACGGCAUAGUUUUCAUCGUUGAUGCAAGUGAAAAUGAGAGGUUUAUGGAGGCGAAAACUGAACUCGAUAGCCUCAUAAUGGAUCCACAAGUAGCAAAUGCUCCCAUCUUAAUUCUUGGCAACAAGAUCGAUAAACCAACGGCCGUGAACGAGGCACUUCUACGGAACUAUUUGGGCCUCGACGGUCAAUUAACUGGAAAAGGAAUUGUACCCAGAGACCGAAUUGCUGGCGGCCGUCCUAUCGAAAUCUUCAUGUGCAGCAUCCUUAAACGACAAGGCUACGGGGAAGCCUUUAACUGGCUUGCCCAAUACCUCGACUAA